Messenger RNA from Brassica napus (rape), 732 nucleotides. Its product is annotated as bet1-like protein At4g14600. The transcript has 4 exons. Lineage: Eukaryota; Viridiplantae; Streptophyta; Magnoliopsida; Brassicales; Brassicaceae. The record is from RefSeq and is a predicted model, not a curated record. Bases 186 to 599 code for a protein of 137 amino acids.
CGAAGCCUUCGUAUUCUUAAUUCAAAAAGUAUGUGAUUAUCAAACCAAUAACAAAACGCCACGUGUAUCCUGACGGUCACUGAAUCGAACAAAACCCGCGGGCUCGGUUCAUCGUCAUCGCAAUUCGCAACGAAACUGUUGGUUUGAAUUUCUCUUGUCAAAAAUUAUCCUUUGACAUUGCGUCGAUGGCAUCGAAUCCUCACAGAGGCGGUGCGGGUGGUUCUGUCUACGGCGGCGCCGCUCCGUACAGAUCAAGAGAUGGGCUUAGCACUAGAACGGGUGUAGGUUCAGAGGAAAUCCAGCUAAGGAUUGAUCCGAUGCAAUCUGACCUGGAUGAUGAGAUCACUGGCCUCCAUGGCCAAGUCAGACAAUUGAAAAAUAUUGCUAAAGAAAUUGGGUCAGAGGCACAGUUUCAGAAGAACUUCUUAGAUGAGCUGCAAGUGACGUUGAUGAGAGCGCAAGCAGGGGUAAAGAACAACAUAAGGAAGCUGAACUUGAGCAUCAUACGCAGUGGAAACAACCACGUCAUGAACGUGGUUCUUUUCGCGCUCCUCUGCUUCUUUAUUCUCUACAUGUGGUCCAAGAUGUUCAAAAGAUGAGCGACUCAUGAUGGCAUUGCCUGUCUAUGAUACGCUUGAUGACUAAUGUUGGAAGGUUGUACAAAUAUCUUUUAGUCACUGGCUUUUUGUGGUUCUUCUCGUUCUCUGUUAUAUAGAGUGCUUUUACAUUUAA